Ruditapes philippinarum (Manila clam) is the source of this 705-nucleotide messenger RNA. RefSeq lists its product as uncharacterized. The record is from RefSeq and is a predicted model, not a curated record. Lineage: Eukaryota; Metazoa; Mollusca; Bivalvia; Venerida; Veneridae. The transcript has 3 exons. The coding region runs from base 80 to 538 and encodes 152 amino acids.
ACUGAAUUGUUCAUACACUUAAUUGUACAUACAGGUGGUAUUUGGAUUACUGGCGCCAACAGAUGCGCAAUACGGUCGAAUGGGACGUGGGUACGGGAUGAGACGUUUCAUUGCACCUCGGCCGUUUUACCCAAGAUACCCUGGUGGACAUGGUCAUCUCGUUGAUCCUUUCUCUCGAGGAUCUGUCUUUGGAUCCGGGAUUAUAGGUGAUCCUUAUUCCGAUCCUUACAUUGGGGAUGGCGUACUUCCAUACGCAGGAGGUGUUUACCCUACAGGAGGCGUGGUUACUGGCCUUGUAGGAGACGGACGCCGCCCAGCUGUUAUAGAUAACCAAUCAAGUGACAGAGUAGAGCAUAUAAAUAUUCAUAACAGCAAUAACAAUCAACGAAUUCAAACAGGGUCUAAUAACGUCGCUGUAAAUCAAGUGACCGGAGGAAGUGGUAACCAAUGCCAACCAUGUCCGGCUGACGGUUAUUGUUCGGGUGGAAGGUCAUGCCAGUAUAGUCAAUCAUGUCCUAAUGAGAUCGUCUGCGUGUAGACUAUUGUGUAAACAGUGGUGUCAAGUCAUAUUACCCAGUCAUAGUUUGUGUAGUAAAUACGGAAAGCAAUAUGUAGCUUCAAUGUGAUAUCAAAGUGAUUUUAAAUGACAUAAAAAUUCAGGUUUUAUUUAUCAAACUAUAAACUAAAGAUAGUCGACCAAUAGUU